Molecule: messenger RNA, 1809 nt
Organism: Trypanosoma cruzi
Lineage: Eukaryota; Euglenozoa; Kinetoplastea; Trypanosomatida; Trypanosomatidae
Product: GTPase, putative
Exons: 1
Coding region: 1-1809 (602 amino acids)
Cellular component (GO): nucleolus
Molecular function (GO): GTP binding
Source: RefSeq, a predicted model, not a curated record
AUGGGCAAACCCGGGAAAAAGGCUGGAAAGGGAUUGCUCCCGCCUACCAAUGUCAAUCGUCGUGUCGAUGUCAACAAAACCAGUUUGCGAGACCAGAGGACAAUUAAGCGAUUAAAAAUGUAUAAGUCCAAGCUUUUACGUGAUGAAAAAGGUAAUAUUGUGAAGGGGAGUGUCUUGCAGGCAUCCGAUCGUGUUGAACAGCAAAUGGUUCGUGUUGCACCUGAUCGUCGGUGGUUUGGUAACACUAGAGUUAUUGGUCAGGAAGCCUUGCAGAAUUUUUUGAAGGAAAUGGGUGCAAAAUACAGAGAUCCUUACAGUAUUGUUAUUAAGCAAUCUAAGCUCCCACUGAGUCUUCUUGAGUCAAGCGGGAUGAAUGAGGGCAGUGUUCGUCAGCAGAUGGAGUGGGAAAAAACCUUUGGGGAGAAGGCCAAUCGAAAGCGCGUUCGUCUGGAUACCGUUGAUAUGGAGGGGUUUGUAAAUAGGGCCGUAUCGAAAGGCGAGGAGUAUUUGACUGAUAAGAAAGGAGUCGAUCGAAAUCUUAUUAAUAAAGAAGAGAAUUUACGUGAUGAUCGUUCCAAAAAUAGGAUUUUAUUUAAAAAAGGUCAAUCCAACCGUAUUUGGAAUGAGCUUUACAAGGUAAUUGAUAGUUCUGAUGUGGUCCUAUAUGUAUUGGACGCAAGAGAUCCAUUGGGAACUAGAAGUUCUUUCCUUGAAGAAUAUAUGCGUAAAGAAAAAAAAUACAAACACUUUAUUUUUGUAUUGAACAAGUGUGACCUUGUUCCUUUGUGGGCUACUGCUCGCUGGCUUCAAGUUUUGAGCAAAGACUAUCCAACCGUGGCUUUUCAUGCAAGUAUCAAUCAUCCGUUUGGUAAAGGUAGUCUGAUUUCGCUUCUUCGACAAUUUGCAAAAUUGCAAAAUGUUACUCAUCGAGGUAGUAAACGAACAAAAACUCCUAUUUCUGUUGGUGUGAUUGGCUAUCCAAACGUUGGUAAGAGUUCUCUGAUUAAUACUCUUCGGCGAAAAUCCGUUUGUAAGGUUGCACCUAUACCAGGAGAAACGAAAGUUUGGCAGUAUGUUGCUCUCACAAAGACUAUUUUUCUUAUUGAUUGUCCCGGUGUCAUUUAUGAUCGCGAAACAAACAAUGAUGUUCAGGCCGUUUUAAAGGGAGUUGUACGUGUAGAACGCUUGGGAAAUGCAGACAAGACAGAUGUUGUAAAUACGGUUCUUGAGAUUGUGAAGCCUAAAGACAUAGUUGCCACAUAUGGUGUUUCUGACUGGAGGGAUGUGAAUGACUUCCUUGAAAAACUGGCAAAGCUUAGGGGUAAACUUGUUAGUGGCGGUCAACCCGAUACAGAAGCCGCAUCGCGUAUGGUUCUCUACGACUGGCAAAGAGGACGAAUCCCGUGGUUCAGCGCUCCACCUUUUGAUUCUAAUAAGCAAUAUCGUGAUGCCUUGGAGCUACCAGAGGCAAAACAAAUGAAACUAAUUGAACAUUAUGGCACGUUUAACAUAGUUGAAGGUGCUAUGGAUCACAAUGAAAAAUCUGAUGAGGAAACAUUGCAGAAUACUUGUGACUAUUCUGGGGCUGAUUCUUUCAAUGAAAAGCAAAUUCAGAAGAGUAAAAAAGAAACGAAUAUUCACGCGACAGUUGCUAGUUAUAUGUCCGAGCAGAUCAUUUUGAAAAAGAAGGAACAACGAAAAAGGGCCAAGUCCGAACCUGCCAUUAAAAACUCUGGAGCCAAGGAGACGAAUAACAACUAUAAUGAUGAUGAUUUAUGGAAUCGUUUCCUUGCUGCGGCCAAAAAAUGA